Messenger RNA from Coccomyxa subellipsoidea C-169, 2076 nucleotides. Its product is annotated as kinase-like protein. Gene Ontology annotation, cellular component: spindle pole centrosome; spindle microtubule; spindle midzone. Gene Ontology annotation, molecular function: protein kinase activity; ATP binding. The transcript has 10 exons. NCBI's taxonomy places the organism in Eukaryota, Viridiplantae, Chlorophyta, Trebouxiophyceae, Coccomyxaceae. The record is from RefSeq and is a predicted model, not a curated record. Gene Ontology annotation, biological process: mitotic spindle organization; protein phosphorylation; regulation of cytokinesis. Bases 229 to 2076 code for a protein of 615 amino acids.
GGCUUGCCGAUGCCUCUUCAUUGUUCCGAAUCGUCAGCAACGGUUUCGGUGCAUCCCGAGAGAAGCCACAAGAGCGAGAAGCCACAGAAUAACAGACAUCUGAUGUGAGUAGAUUAUUGUAGACCUAAGUAGCUAGAAUCCUCAUCGUAUGGAUUCAUAGGCCUGUGGCUACGGGAGCUACAAGGGAAGAUAUUUCGGAGGGUCCCGGUGGGGUGUCGGAAAGUGACGAUGGCCUAUCCAGGGAGCGAUGCUGUCGAUGGGCCGUGCUUUGAGGAGACAGAAGGCGUUUGUAAUUUCAGGCCGCAGGACUUUAAGGACAGCAUGGUCAUCGGAAAGGGCAAGGACUGCGUCGUGUACUCAGCCUACUGCCACAAGCUGGACGGGAGGAGGGUGGCCGUGAAGGUGUAUGAGAAGAGCAAGCUGUCCACAUCCAAGCUGCGCGCUGUGAAGCGCGAAGCAGCAAUGAUGAUCUACAUGACGCGCAAACGGGUGCCACUGAUCACCCAGUUCUAUGGAGCCUUCCAAGACGCGUACCAGAUAUUCCUGGUCAUGGAGUACUGCGGAGGGGGGGACCUGCUGGAGCGGCUGCUGAAGGAGGGGCGCGCGAUGUCAGAGCGGCGAGUCAUCCUGGAAGUGGCUGUGCCCCUGCUGAAGACCCUGCAGCACAUGCACAGCAACUCUAUAAUUCACAGGGAUGUGAAGCUGGAAAAUGUGUUCAUCGCAAACGACGGGCGGGUGCGGCUGGGGGACUUUGGCCUGACCAUGAGCAUGAAGCAGGAGAUGGCCAUCUCGCCUGUGGGCACUGUAGAGUACAUGGCACCCGAGGUGGUUGCAUUGCCACCAGUGGAGGCAGUCAUCAGCGGGGCGGUGAAAACCUCAGAGAUCGCAGCCUGCACCGAGAAGGUGGACAUCUGGGCGCUCGGUGUCACUCUCUACGAGCUCCUCACAGGCCAUCUCCCGUUUGAGGGGCGGGACAAGGCGGAGAUAAAGGCGGCGAUCACGGCGGGGCUCAUGCGGCCGUUCAGCGCGAACCUCUCACCGGCGUGCGCGGGCUUUGUGGGAUCCAUGAUGCUGCGCGAUGCCAAGGCGCGGCCGAGCGCCCGGCAGCUGCUGCAGCACCCCAUCGUGCUGGGAUACACUCGCGCCGCCGUGCCGGCCCCGGUCCCGGCCACGCCGCCGCCGCAGCCGCAGUUGCUGUCGGCCGCGUCAAUCUCUGACUCUGUCAGCUCCCUGGAUGGCGCGCACGGCCCCCGGCCCAUCGCCCUCACAGCCACCGGCAAGCGGCCCAGCAACGGGGCCCAGGGGACGAUAACGAUCAGCAUCGGGGGCGCGGGCGGCGGAGCGCUGUCGGGAAGCUUCUCUGUGCGGCAGGGGCAGGCCGCCACAAGCGCGCCCGAAAUCGCGCCACACCACGUGAAUGCACCCCACCUCAUCCUCCAGGGCUCCGGCGGCAGCCUGAUCAAGGCGAGGCACGCGGCGUUCGAGUGUCUGAGCGGCGGCGGAGCGGGCGACGGCGGCAGCAGUGCGAGCAGCAGCGACAUGUUCAACAAUCGCUCCAGCGGAAGCGCGUCAUCGGCCGAGGACUGCAUGCGCGCCGGCGGCGGCGCAGACGCCGGCAGCUUCCGGUCCACUUCCCCACUGCUGCACGACAGCCGCCCCACCUCCGCACAGGGGGCGGCUCCUCACCGGCUGUCGGCGUCCAGGAGACCAAUGCCUCACGAGGACUCUGCACAGUGGCCACAGAAAACAAGGCGCAGCAGCCUCAGCUCAUCAGCCACCGCGGCUAGCGGGGCCCAGCAGAUGAAGGCGCCAAGCCCAGUGGUGAUGUCCAAGGUGGGGGGGCACUUCGGUGGGGAGGGACCCCCCGGCGAGGCCCACGACCUGAGCCAGCUGCUGCCACCGCGGCCGCCACCAGUUCCCCCUCCCGCUGACGAGGACGCCGCGGCCGCCGGCCUGAUGACUCGCGUCACCUCGCUGUUCAACCGCGCCCUCUGCAAGCCGACCCCCCGGGAGCCGCCCGCCGCCUUCCUGGACGAUCGGCACCCCUCGCUGUACGCACGCAAGCAGUUUGUGUGA